AUACUUAGUAGGACGUGUCUCUAUCAAGUGCGAGUAGGAACGGCUGGGUACGAUUCGUUACUACGAGACCAUUUCUGUUCACAAUGGCACACAACACCGAUCUCAAUGACUUCUUCCUUUCUUGUAUCUCUAUCGCUGCUCAGCAAGCCUCGGGCGGCCAAUCGCCCGUUUCUCCCACUCCCACCCUCGUCACUCCCGUCUCUACCUUUAGAAAGCUCGACCUCGACGAGGACAACCAGGACAUCGCCGCCCCUCAGUCCCGUCUUUCCGACUCCUACCCUGCAGCUUUCACCGACUUCUACGGCCUGCCCAGCAACCCUCCCUGCGUCUUCAAAACCGGCGAUGCCUGGCCUGUGCGCACGGGUCCUGAGGCGCAGCGCAUUCCGCAAGAGGCCCGCCCCGUGUGUGACCAUCCGAUGCAAGACCGCUGGCUCGAUGUUGGCCAGCUCAUCUGCGAGCACCUUGACUCCCGUGACAUCGAGUGGUCGUCGAUCGACCCCGUUCGUUUUGCCGAGGCAGGGAAGGAGGAUGUCAGUGCACUCUAUCUCUGGAUAGGCGUGAUCCCUGGGACUCUCGUCUUCGAGGCUGCCAAGGCGGCAGCCGAGGGCUGCAAGGAUAUCCUGGCUCGAGAGGGGUUCCCCGACGUCGAGGUUGCAUUCCGCGAGUCUGUUGUCACCCAGUCUGCUGCCCAAAGCUUCUCUCCUUCGACCCCUCUGUCGACCCUGUCCCCGAGCUUCGUAGCGCCUUCACUCCCACGCUUGGCAUCCAGAUCGCUCCGCUCAAGACACCUUACUACGAGGGCAUGGGUGCCGUCUACCUGCGCGAGAGCAGCCAGAGCGACCGCGUCUUCCUUCUCACCGCCGGCCACGUCGCUCACCCGCCUCCCGCACACUAUAAUAAGCUCCUAUCGCGCAAGAACAGCAGCCAGACUCGUCAGCAGAUCGUCGUCCUUGGCACCAAUGCCUACACUGUUGCCAUCAACCGUAUGAUGAGCACUAUCGGCCAUGAACUUCUCUUUAUCAAGACAUGGGGCGAGGAGAUUGAGAGGUUGGGUCCAGUCAUCGAGGGCGAGGCGCCCAGGAGGACUCGCGCGCGCAAGGACUACGAGGACCUGGUGGAGAGGGCGAGGAGGAGGAUUGAGGACGUAAACGGGAUCCAUGACGAGGUCACCAAGCACUGGACAACUCCAAACCAACGUGUGAUCGGUUACGUCGUCCACGCCCCUGCCAUUGCCAUCGACGACGGCCCCAAGCACUUCACCCGGGACUGGGCCCUGAUUGAUCUCUACCGCGACAAGAUCGACUGGGACACUUUCCAGGGUAACAAGGUAUAUGUCGGCGGCAAGAUUUCGUCGGCCAACUUUAUCCUGAAGAUGCACCCUCACCCUGAGGGCCGAUCCGACUUCAAGUACCCCCCUGGCGGGCUCCUCCAGGUCAGAGGCGUCGUAAAGGACGACGAGAUCCGCAAGCCGCAGCAGCUUGAUGCCAACGGCGAGAAGUGUCUGAUUGUCACCAAGAACGGAAAGACCACAGGCACCACUCUUGGUCGCCUCUCGGGCAUGGAGUCGUUUAUUCGCAGGUGCCCCGAGCACGGCAUCAAGAAAACGUCGAUCGAGAUCGCCGUCUAUCCUUACAGCAAUAAGGACGGCGCCUUCUCUGCUCCCGGCGACUCUGGCGCCAUAGUGGUCGACUCGAAAGGCCGCAUCGUCGGGCUGCUCGUCGCCGGUGCCGGCACGACCGAAGAGACCGACGUAACGUACCUCACUCCCUACUGGUGGAUCGAGGAGCAGAUGAAGAAGGUGUUCCCUAACUGCUUCCUCUACGAAAUCGUCGACUAGCCUCUAUCCUCUCUAUCCACGAUAUAGGUGUAGGAGCACAAAGGUAUCAUGUAUGAAGCCUUAAGUCCCCAGUUGCGUGUGUGGGAAGGAACCCUUACACAAAUGGGGAUCUAGGAAACGAAAGAAAAGAAAAGUGAUAAGGCAAUUCGCAGCACAAUUCUACCCCUACAUACAUACAAAAGCGCACCGAUCACAACUAAAAGUCGAAUCCCUCUUUGCGGAAAUCAUCCACAUUAGCUACCAGACGUCGCCAUUUCGGCAAGGUCAGACCGAUUCUACCAGAAGGAGUUAGUGUUCACAGCAUUCAAGAGCUUCAAGGGCGCUGCUCACCAUCGUUUGGAAAGUUCUCCGGAGGGUCGACCACAGUUGUUCACUCUUAGGUCCAGCCGAUGAAUCUUGCAUUACCAACGCGCUGAGGAAGUGUUCUGUUGCCUCUUUGUGGGCACCGAUGUUCAAACCUGUCAUGGAAAGUGGACGAAAAUCAGUCACAUGAUAGGCACGAAUUGUCAAGAACAUACAAGCUACGCCGACGUUGUAAAUAGCGCGAGUAUAUGUAGGGCGACGCUGCAACCAUAGAAUGAAAUCCUAUUUGAAACAUUC
Molecule: messenger RNA, 2437 nt
Organism: Somion occarium
Lineage: Eukaryota; Fungi; Basidiomycota; Agaricomycetes; Polyporales; Cerrenaceae
Source: the annotation of a GenBank genome assembly